Molecule: messenger RNA, 906 nt
Organism: Geodia barretti
Lineage: Eukaryota; Metazoa; Porifera; Demospongiae; Tetractinellida; Geodiidae
Source: the annotation of a GenBank genome assembly
AUGAUCAUCGAGACUCCCAUUCCCGGACGAAUGCACCGUGGUAAAGUCCGCGACACCUACGACCUCGGGGGAGGCCGCCUGCUCAUGGUGGCCACGGACCGCAUCUCGGCAUUCGACGUUGUGUUGCCCACCGGAAUACCCGACAAGGGGCUGGUGCUGAACCGCAUCUCUUCCUUCUGGUUCGACAAGACGGCCCACAUCGUCCCCAACCACUUGAUUUGCCUGGCCGACUCCGCUGAAGCCGCCAGCUAUCUGUCCGGCGGCAACGGCUCUGGCCUGUCGAGCCCAAUCCCGCCCGAGGUGGCGCAGCAGGCCAUGGUUGUCAAGCGUGCCGAGCGCAUCGACAUCGAGUGCAUCGUUCGCGGCUACAUCACCGGGUCCGCUUGGUCCGAAUACCGCCGCAGUGGCACGGUGCAGGGAAUGGAGAUGCCGACCGGCCUCGUCGAGGGUCAGCGGUUCCCCGAGUUGCUGUUCACGCCCACGACCAAGGCCGAAGAGGGCCACGACGAGAACAUGACGCAUCAACAGGUGAACGACAUGGUCGGUGCCGAAAUGGCCGUCAGGCUGGAAGAGACCAGCAAGGCGGUGUUCGGCUUCGCUGACGACUUUGCCCGCGAGCAGGGGAUCAUCCUUGCCGACACCAAGAUGGAGUUCGGCGUCCUGGACGGCGAAUUGAUCCUGAUCGACGAGCUGCUCACGCCUGAUUCGAGCCGGUUCUGGGACGCUGAGGGCUACAACCCAGGCCGCUCCCAGCCCAACUUCGACAAGCAGUUCGUGCGCGACUGGCUCGACGCCCAAGGCUGGGAUCACGAGCCGCCCGCUCCUGAGCUUCCGGAAAAUGUUACGGCACUCACAACCGAACGCUAUCGCGAGGCGUACGUGAGGCUGACAGGGCAGAACCUGUAG